Messenger RNA from Clonostachys byssicola, 1134 nucleotides. The record is from the annotation of a GenBank genome assembly. NCBI's taxonomy places the organism in Eukaryota, Fungi, Ascomycota, Sordariomycetes, Hypocreales, Bionectriaceae.
AUGGACAAUCCUGAAAGUGAAGCCAAUGAGGUCCAUGACGACGAGCAGGUCUUGGUGGUUAGAGACUCAUCAUACCCCCUCUCUCGAUUCUCAACCAUCUAUCUCAGCCACAUCGUCAAGAAUGGUAUUCCCGACAAACGCAUCUCUCUUAGGGCCCUACCAAUACCGCCGGUUGAGGUUCUAUAUCACGAAUUGGGCUUUGGCAAAGGGUCCACGCUCGACGGCAAGGUUUCUAAUCAAAUGACAAGUCUUUUCCGCAGGGUAUUGAAUAUCUUCAGAAAGGACAAAUUCGCAGGCGACACCCAACUCCCAACUCAAAUUGCUGAUUGGCACUCGCCGACAUGCUUCUCAAAAUUUGAAGGUCUUGCUUCCGAAUUUCUAGACCGACAUGGAGCGCAGUUUUGGGGCAAUGAGGACUCAAAUGAGGACCGUAAUGGGGUUACCAUGGCUAAGCAUCAAGACCUCAUACAUCUCCUAAUAGCCCAGGCUCUGUUCCAGUCUGCUUUAUUAAAGGCGAAGUACCGCAAGUCAACCGUGCAGACUUGUACCCCGACGACGAACCCAGGUCUUCCGGAAAGCAAUCCAAGAACAAGCCAGGAAAUGGUGAUUUCGCCGAUCAAAUCUACCCAACGUGCCAGUGUUGACGUUUUCGGAGCUUCCAAGGUUCAAGAAGCGAGCCUGCCUGCACCCCAAGACACAACACUGGCCAUCUCCCCCUGCAAGCCCUCAUCAGUUGGUGUCUCUGCCGACCUGAGCCCACUCGCACGAAAACGCCCCCGACCAUCUAGUAGCGAGGAUCGGCCUCGCGCUGCCUUCUGGUACCGCUUAGUCUACUCUCGAAGCCCUUACAGCGUCGAAAUCUGGAAACCCCGCAAGAGUUUGCAUGAGAUGUCCCUUCCGGAGCUCAAGGCCGACCUCCCUUCGGAAGUAGGACGCUCAACUCGUAAGCUUGUUCUCCAUUUGACUGGUCCCGAGUUGCGCUUGAAGAGCAGCCUGGAUCUUACGGAUGAGGACGCCUUUGCCUACGUGAAAGGACAGAUGAGGAUGUUGGUCGAACCGAUCGUUACUCAGCAUCAGCACAAAGGCAAGAAUGCCGUUUUCGACGUUGAAAUCGAGGUCGUGUCAGACGAGUGA